Messenger RNA from Didymosphaeria variabile, 597 nucleotides. It is a transcript of the gene RET3, whose product is annotated as Golgi-to-ER vesicle coat component. The record is from RefSeq and is a predicted model, not a curated record. Gene Ontology annotation, biological process: intra-Golgi vesicle-mediated transport; retrograde vesicle-mediated transport, Golgi to endoplasmic reticulum; intracellular protein transport. Bases 1 to 597 code for a protein of 198 amino acids. Gene Ontology annotation, cellular component: COPI vesicle coat. The transcript is spliced from 5 exons. Lineage: Eukaryota; Fungi; Ascomycota; Dothideomycetes; Pleosporales; Didymosphaeriaceae.
AUGUCGCGGCCAAUCUCCCUGUUCAGCGUGUCCGCCAUCCUGAUCCUGGCCAUUGACGAUGGCUCGCGCAUCCUCACCAAAUACUAUUCGAACCCGCACCCGCCCCAGGGUCAGACAGAGUACCCCGGCCAAAUAGCGUACAAAACGGUCAAAGACCAGAAGACAUUCGAGAAGGGCCUGCUCGAGAAGACGGCCAAGCAGACCACGGAUAUCAUCCUCUAUGACCAGAAGGUCAUCGUCUUUAAGAUGGAGUCGGACGUCAUGCUCUACGUCGUCGGCGGUCCCGAGGAAAACGAGGUGCUUCUGUACAGUGUUGUCCUAGCGUUACGAGACUCGCUCAACAUCCUCCUCAAAAACUCGGUUGACAAGCGUACCGUGAUCGAGAACUAUGACUUAGUGUCCCUUGCUGUCGACGAACUGGUAGACGAUGGUAUCAUCCUGGAGACGGACCCCGUAACUGUGGCUUCCCGCGUUAGCAGGCCACCCGCGCAAGACAUGACCUCGAUGAAGAACAUUGACCUCUCCGAGCAAGGUUUCCUGAAUGCAUGGGAGUUUGGAAAGAGGCAGCUAGCAGAGCGGAUAAGACAAGGCUUGUGA